Molecule: messenger RNA, 1353 nt
Organism: Oncorhynchus keta (chum salmon)
Lineage: Eukaryota; Metazoa; Chordata; Actinopteri; Salmoniformes; Salmonidae
Product: dynein heavy chain-like
Exons: 3
Coding region: 1-1353 (450 amino acids)
Source: RefSeq, a predicted model, not a curated record
AUGCAGAGAGGCAGGUGGCUUAUACUAAAGUCCCACUCUACACACCCUACUCUACUCUACACACCCUGCUCCACUCCACACACCCUGCUCUACUCUACACAUCCUACUCUACUCCACACACCCUGCUCUACUCUACACACCCUACUCUGCAAUAACACAGGCUGCUGUGUUCGUCUACAUGCAGAGAGGCAGGUGGCUUAUACUAAAGUCCCACUCUACACACCCUGCUCUGCUCUACAAACCCUGCUCUACUCUACACACCCUACUCUACACACCCUACUCUACUCUACACACCCUGCUCUACUCUACACACCCUGCUCUGCAAUAACACAGGCUGCUGUGUUCGUCUACAUGCAGAGAGGCAGGUGGCUUAUACUAAAGUCCCACUCUACACACCCUGCUCUACUCUACACACCCUGCUCUACUCUACACACCCUACUCUACUCUACACACCCUACUCUACUCUACACACCCUGCUCUACUCUACACACCCUACUCUACUCUACACACCCUGCUCUACUCCACACACCCUACUCUACACACCCUACUCUACUCUACACACCCUGCUCUACUCCACACACCCUACUCUACACACCCUGCUCUACUCUACACACCCUGCUCUACUCCACACACCCUGCUCUACACACCCUGCUCUACUCUACACACCCUGCUCUACUCUACACACCCUGCUCUACUCUACACACCCUGCUCUACUCUACACACCCUGCUCUACUCUACACACCCUACUCUACUCCACACACCCUACUCUACUCUACACACCCUACUCUACUCCACACACACCCUACUCUACACACCCUACUCUACUCUACACACCCUACUCUACUCUACACACCCUACUCUACUCCACACACACCCUACUCUACACACCCUGCUCUACUCUACACACCCUGCUCUACUCUACACACCCUACUCUACUCCACACACCCUACUCUACUCCACACACCCUACUCUACUCCACACACACCCUACUCUACUCCACACACACCCUACUCUACUCCACACACACCCUACUUCAUACACCCUGCUCCACACAUCCUAACCACACACCCUACUCUACUCUACACACCCUACUCUACUCUACACACCCUACUCUACUCCACACAACCUACUUCAUACACCCUACUUCAUACACCCUGCUCCACACAUCCUAACCAUACACCCUGCUCCACACACCCUACUUCAUACACCCUACUCCAGAUCCUUCUCCAAGGCUACAAGUCCCCUGUCCUUCAUUCCACACGGUGUCACACUAGACUAUGGGUCAUGAGUGUACGGCAGCUGUAUGCUGUGUUUGUACAUUCUGUAGCUAGUACUGUACACCUAUUGGUUUAG